AUGGCGACUGCCAUCCUCUCCUGCAUCCCGGGGAUCCCUGCACAGCUUCAGGUUCCAGAUCCUGCUCGAGCGACUGCGGUGGCCUUUGAGUUCACUUGUCAGGGUGCCCCUAGCAAGGUCCUUUUCGUUUCUCUUUAUGGGCAUGCUUGGGAUAAACAGCUUGCCACUGAUCAUGCUUUUGCUGUGGCCAGCGCGUGCACAGCUUGUGCCACGAACUGGCUGGCUUUGGGUGACUUCAAUGUCGAGGAGGAGGAGAUGGCCACGCGGCUGGUUGGGGCGCAGCACAGGAGCCUCGACGAGCCGUUCUUGUGUGAAGGACCCCUCCCUCCUACUUCUGCAGGAGGUCGGAGAAUCGACUUUGGAUGGGGGUCCUGGAGCAUGCCCGCGAUCGAGCUCUCGUCUGCGCCCGGUGUGGCGGACCACACUGCUGUCAUGUACGGCUUCGACCUUGGGCUCCACUCGGGCUGCCUUGGUCCUCCUCGUGUUCGUUGUGGUGAUCUCUUGGAGGCUGAGGUGUCCAAGGAGGCAUGGUGCGCUGUCUGGGAGGAGCACAGGCCUGCCUUUGCGCAGGCGCUGCACGAUACUGAUGUGGAUGCGGCCUGGGGCCUUUUGUCUUCCACUGCUGAGGCUUUGCUUGCGGGUGGGGGCGUUGCAGCGGCUACUGGUUCGACUGCAGGCCACCCUCGGCAUGAACUCUGGAAGCCGCGUCGCUCUGCAAAGGCUCAUAAAGCUGCUUGGGUGCAUGAGGGCUUGCUGCUCACGACGCUGCGCCGCCUCCUUCGACGGCUCCUGCAUCUUCGGCGUGCUCCCGGUGACCUUCGGCUCGUGACUAAGAUCAGAAGUGCUCUGCUGUGGCUGGUGGAUGCCUUCCCUCAGGUUCAUCCUUUCCUGGAGGAUUGCAGCGGCGACGCGGCCAUUGCCGUUGUGGAGUCCCUCAUCACUGCGGAGGUCAGCCAGCAGAAGACCUUGGCGUUGCGCAAAUGGCGCAACGAGGUCGAGGGCGAUGUGGCGGCCCAGCGUGCAUGGAUCAAGCGACGUGCUCGUGUUGAGGUCGAUGCCGCGUGCCCGGCCCAGCCGCCAGUGGAGGCGAUGAGGCGCGCUGCUCAUCCUGCGGUGGUGGUGGAUGCGGCCGCUCUUGAGUGGGGCGCUCGCUGGACUCGACCACCUUCGGUGCCAAUCGCUGCUGCUUAUAGGAUCUUCGAGGCGGUACCCCAGCGCCCUGCUUCGCGACUUGACUUGCGCUGCACUGGUCAGGAGCUCCGGGCAAUCAACAAGGCAAUGCUUGGGAAGUCGGCGGGGCCUGAUUCCUGGACUCCCGAGAUGUUCGCGAUGCUCCCGGACCCUUUCUGGAAUUGCUUCGCGGAGCUGUGGCUUACCAUUGCGUCCUCUGCAAAGGUACCUGCCAUGUGGAGGCGGGCUCGGGUCGCGCUGUUGGACAAACCUCGUGGAGGAUUUCGGCCGCUGAGCAUCCUGUGUUUGGGCUGGAGGGUGGGAGCCAAAUGGUUCCUUUCUCACUUGGGCACCUGGGUCGGCUCGUGGGCUGACCACAUGACGCUUGGUGGGCUGCGUGGACGGUGUGCUAAGGACCUGCUUGCUCAGCUGCUGGCUGCCGCUGAGGAUGACCAGCACGUCAUUGCGCAGGACCUUGAAAAGUACUUCGACGGCAUCCUCAUCGACCACCUCGAGGUUGCUUUGCUGCGCCUCGGAGCCCCGCCAGAGCUCCUCGCGCUGACUCGGGCUAUGUACGGUGAUCAUUGGAGAGUUUUCUCCCGUGACGGCAUUCUCGGAGAUCGCUGGAUACGAUGCUCCCGUGGCAUAGCCAAACGUCGCAGUGAUGAGUAUGACGCCGCUCUGCUCUUUCGCUGUGACCCGAAGAAGUGCGGUUUGGCCUCGUCUUCGAGUUGUGCUGAGGGCCCCAGACUGGCUGCACAGUUGGGGUAUGAACACAAACCUCAGUUGGAGGCUUUGGGCAUCGUCAUCGACUUCGAGAAGGCCGUGGCACCGUCGCUUGCCAGGUUCUCCCUUGUGAGUGCCAGGCGCAGGCUCAGACUGAUCCGCUGUGUGGCGUGCUACCUCCAGCACCGGAGGAUGCACAUCAAAUCCAUGGUGACGCCUCUCUUUUCGUGGGCAGGGGCUUUCGCGAUCAUUCCUGAGGCUGAUGCGCUUGCCCUGCGGAGGGAAGCCCUGUUCUUCGGCAAAGAGCUCUUGGUUGACACGCCUCCUUGCGUGCUCUUGGAGGUCCUUGGCUGGCAGUGUGACCCUGUCUUCCAGCGCCACUGGGCCGUCCUCGCUGAGGUGCUUCGGCUUCAUGGGCAGCUUCGUGCUUGGCAAGAGACGGCGGCCCUAGAAGUCGCCUUGCGCCCUUGGCAUAGGCUGCUGCCUUCGGCGGUCGCAGUGUUGGGCGAGCUUAGCUGGUGGACGCGAGAUGGCUCCGAGAUCUCUCGCACAGAUGCUCAGGGUUGCCGUAGAAACUUCAGGCUCAACGUUGACAGCCCUUCGGUGCUCCACCAAUGGCUCGUGGACUGGCAUAGGCGCCGCGCCCUUCAGCUUUGUGGUCGGGUUGCCAGGAGCUACCAUAGGCAUGGUGUCCACUUGGCUCGUGGCCUUGCCCUUCCUGGUGUGCCCGACGGUUCGCUGGCUCUGUUUCAGGGGCACGUGCGCUACUUUGAGGAGUUCCACCGGCCUGCAAAGCAUGCUGCCCUGGUGACUGGGUGCUCUACUUGGUGGCUGCAGGCUCGUCAUGGUCUUCAGCUUCCGGUCACUUGUCAAUGUGGUCUUCAGGAGCCCAGCCGGCCUCACUUGCUAUGGUCCUGCCAGCACACCAGACAGUUGGGCCCUCCUGGGGCUCCUACCAACCGUGUCGAGGAGAGAUUGCUGGCCAAGAUCGUCGAGGAGAUGCCUGCGCCACCGUUGGUGUUGGACGUUCCCGACUUCGUCGAGUCGUUGGCGGAGGUGAUCGGCCGUUUACCUGAGGAUCCGCAAGGUCACCUGCUUGCUACGGACGGCUCAGCGAUCACGGAGGUUGCUUCAGCUGCCAUCGCCUUCUUGGAUGGCCCCACUUUGGGCUUAGGGUUGCCAGGUGAGGACCAAACGCCGUACCGUGCUGAGGUCCAAGCUUUGCUCUGGCUCUACGAGGCGCUCCUCUGUGCUCGGCGCAAAGGGCUCUACUUUGUUGUCGUCGAUUGCAUGUCUGCCAUUGACGCUGUACAUGGUCAUGGACGUUUGGCCAAGAUCCUUGACCAAUUUGCAGGGAUGCAGGCUGCUCUCGAUAGCCAUGGUGUUAGGGUUGUUUUGCACUGGACGCCUUCCCACGGGAAGAAGGCUCCCGACACCUGGCGACCUCCUGGACAGUUUUCUGAAGCUACGGUGCGCCUCCUGAAUCACCGGGCUGACCUCGAGGCUCGCCGCAUUGCUAUGCGAAGGGCACAGGGUUCUGGUAGGCGUCCCACUGUGCCUGAGGCUCUUUUGGCGGCUCCCUUCGGUGAGCUUCUCCUUGACGGCGUCUUUGUCUUCGGGCUUGCGGCCUCUGGUGCAAAGACGACGGCACGUACUGUUGACCAGUGUGGCUCCUUGGUUCUCUUCGCCUACGGCUUCGAGUUCCUGGCUGGGCUGCACUGGCGGCUCCCUUCGGAGCCCUUGCUCUUCUUUGACUGCGUCUUCGCCCUGGCGUCCGGCCUUCGGCGCAAAGACGACGGCAC
Symbiodinium necroappetens is the source of this 3698-nucleotide messenger RNA. The record is from the annotation of a GenBank genome assembly. NCBI's taxonomy places the organism in Eukaryota, Dinophyceae, Suessiales, Symbiodiniaceae.